Messenger RNA from Striga hermonthica, 2601 nucleotides. The record is from the annotation of a GenBank genome assembly. Lineage: Eukaryota; Viridiplantae; Streptophyta; Magnoliopsida; Lamiales; Orobanchaceae.
AUGGGUGGGGCGUGCUCUUUAGCUGGUUGUCAGAGCCCGACUACAUCAACGACAGGCUUCAAGGAAAGGAAGGCGGCGACGCAGGAGGAUCGAACGGUGGAAUCAGCAGAGCAGACGGCUCCACUACCUAUCGGAAAACACCUUGUGAAGAAGCUCAGCCGACAGCGAUGGAUGGCUGAGGCGGCCAGGGUCAUGCUUUCCGGGUAUCAUAAAGUGGAGGAGAAGGCCAACGAGAUCUCUGUCUCCGCUAAAGAGGAAUUCAAUAUAGAGAAGUUACAGCUGGUCGAGGCGGAGAAGAAGGAUAUAGGCAGGAAUACGAGCGCAAGAAGGAGCAAGUCCACCGCCAUUGGAACCUUCGACAACGUCUCAAUUGAGAUCCUCUCCUUCUCCAGCCUUCGGCGCCACCCGACCCUUGAGGCUCAGAGUGUAACUCACAAGUCACUUCUCUCUAUUUCUUCGAGCCGCCGGCUGCUCAAGCUUCAGACAGGAAGUGAUUUUCAUGCCCAAUCAGAGUUGUUUUGGUCGAGAAUGAUGAAGAAGCUAAAGAACCCAUUAGUUUACUUGGAUGUUUCAGUAGAUGGAGGUACUGCUGACAGAAUUGAAAUCGAGUUGUUUGCUGAUGCGGUUCCUAAGACAGCUGAAAAUUUUCGGGCUCUCUGCACAGGUGAGAAGGGUGUUGGAGCCACAACAGGGAAGCCUUUGCACUAUAAGGGCACAGUGUUUCAUCGGAUCAUAAAAGGAUUUAUGGCUCAAGGCGGUGACUUCUCGAAAGGAGAUGGUACUGGUGGAGAAAGUAUUUAUGGAGGCAAAUUCCGUGAUGAAAAUUUCAAGUUGGGUCAUAAAGAGCCUGGUCUUCUGUCUAUGGCUAAUAGUGGUCCAAACACAAAUGGAUCUCAGUUCUUUAUUACUUUUAAGCAGCAGCAUCAUCUGGAUGGAAAACACGUUGUGUUUGGAAAGGUUGUGAAUGGAAUGGAUGUUAUCAAGAAAAUGGAACAGUUAGGAUCAUCUGGUGGAAAACCAUCCGGGUUCGUAAAAAUUGUUGAUUGCGGUGAGAUGUCCAAAACCGAUGCACAAAAUGCAGUCGAGGUCGAUGAAGAGAAAAAGAAAAAACCAACAAGUUCGGAUGGUCAGGCAAAAGGGAAGAAGAAAGUACCUGUCAAGACUAAGAGGAGAAAGAGAAGCUACUCUUCAUCUGAUUCCUACAGCUCUAGCUCUGACUCCUACUCUGAUUCGGACUCAGACUUAGACUCGUUAAGAACUGAGUCACACUCGGAUUCUGAUUCGGAUACCGAUUCAUAUUCUUCGACUUCAUCCAGUGAUGGACGCCGAAGGAAGAGAAGGAAAUUGGUAAAGAGAGGAAGACAUCAGCAUGGGAAAAGGAAGCAAAGAGAGCGUCGUAGUAGAAGACCAAGACGGAAGUCUAAAAGGAGCUCGCGGAGUUCUAGUGAUACUGAUAGCAGUGACAGUGAUAGUAGCAGAACUUCUGGUGAUGAAAAUGUGCGUAGAGGCAAAUCUUCACGAAAAAUAAAGGCAUCAAGCGAUGGCAGUGAUAGUAGCAGAACUUCUGAUGAUGAAAAUGUGCGUAGAGGCCAAUCUUCACGGAAAACAAACGCAUUAAGCAAAGAAGAAAAAAAAUCUGCUCAAACUCUUGGGAAUGCGAAAAAGUCACCGGUUCCUCCCGUAGGAUCCAUCGAGCAGAAAAAACACAAUGAUAAGAAAAAAAGCGGGGAUGACUCGUCUCAUGAAGAGGGUGAAUUUUCUCGAAAGAAUGAUAAACAUGUGAAUAACAACAAGGAGGACCUUAUCAACAAUAGUCAAACUGGUAUUGGAUUGCGUCAAUCUGAUAAUUCAGGCCGAUCCAGGAGCCCAACACCAAGCCGAAGUCCUAGGUAUCGAGAGAAUAAUAAGAAACCAUCUGGUCAGCAAGGCACAAGACAUCCUUCUACGAGCCCUGCAAGAAAAGCUCCUCCUCAACCUUCUACUUCUAAUCAUGGCAGAGAGUUAUCCCGAAGCCGCUCGCCAGGUGGAACCACAAAACGCGUUAGGAAAGGCAGAGGCUUCACUGAAAGAUAUGCCUUUGUUAGAAAAUAUCGCACACCGUCUCCAGAACGUUCUCCCGAUAGAUCCUAUCGUUAUGGUGGAAGAUAUAACCAAAGGAACAACGACAGGUAUUCAAGCUACAGAAGUACAUAUGAACACUCACGACAUUACCGAAGUUCGCCUAGGAGAGGAAGGAGCCCGCCAAGGUACGAGCGCAAAAGAAGUAGAAGUAGGUCCACUUCACGAAGCCCUGGUCCCUACCGUAGCCGCCGGCGCCCCACAAGAAGUCCGGUUCGCAGCCCAAGCCCAGCCGACAGGCGUCCAGUUCUUAGCGACCGACUGAAAUCGCGUUUGGGCCCGCGGAAGGAUGAUCGGCCCAUUUCACGAUCGAGGAGCCGUAGUCCGGCCCGAUCUAGAUCCAGUAGUGAUAUGGGUCCAAAAAAGCGAGUGGGAAAAGCUUCGUCUCGUUCGCCUGUAAGUCCACGAUCGAGCCCUUCAGGUGGUGGACAACGGGGCUUAGUGUCGUACGAGGAUGUCAGUCCACAUAAUGGGGUGAAUUAG